Molecule: messenger RNA, 3752 nt
Organism: Bactrocera latifrons
Lineage: Eukaryota; Metazoa; Arthropoda; Insecta; Diptera; Tephritidae
Gene: dup
Product: DNA replication factor Cdt1
Exons: 3
Coding region: 884-3145 (753 amino acids)
Biological process (GO): DNA replication checkpoint signaling; regulation of DNA-templated DNA replication initiation; DNA replication preinitiation complex assembly
Cellular component (GO): nucleus
Molecular function (GO): DNA binding; DNA polymerase binding
Source: RefSeq, a predicted model, not a curated record
UCAGACUCAAUACUUUAAUAUUUGGCGAUAAAGUGCAAGUUUUACAAACACUCUGUGCAAACAAAGAUCGUUGUUAUUUGCUUUUACUAAGUUUACUUUUAGAAGUUGUGCGAUGAAAGUUAUGUUUAAUGAUCCAAUAUUGUAUAGACUCAAUUAAAAUAUAUUUAUGCUUUAUUAGUUAGUGGCAGAUGCGUAAUAUUUUGUAGGAUCGUUUUUAAUUUUUUUUUUUGUUUUUUUUUGUUUUUGUUUUUUGCACACAUUGAAUAGAAACCGAACGAAAAAAUGAGAGAGUCCAACAUAACUUAAUAAAACAGCUGAUAUCAAAUUGACAUUUCGUGCGAAUAGAUUGCGAUAGAGUGAAACGGCAUGUAGCCGAGAAUAGUGUAGCACCAAAUGAAUCUGGUAAAAAAUUUCCCAAAACAAAAGCGCGCGAAGGGGAAGAAAUUGCGCGCCAAAUACUACUACUAGCAUAGCAGUUUAUUAAAGUUCAUUUAGCAGCAAAUAACGAAGUUUUCUAAACGGACGCACUUAUCUAAUAAUGUUCGGUAGUAUAGUUAUUGCAAAAGUAAUAGGAUAAUAAUUUAAAUUUAAUAAGAGCGUUGUAUGCCCUUUUGAAUGACUACGAGUGACAUGCAUCAUACACACACACAUGCUUACAAUAUGUGUGCACAUUGGUAAAGAGUGGUGUUCGCUUCAUUCUGUGAAUGCUUUUGGAGGGAAAAUUCAUGUCAGUCGGAAUUUGAGCGGGAUAAAGUAAAGACGUGUGUGGCGUGAACUUGUUAAAGACCAUUGAUAAGAAGACGUGCAUUUUUUUGUGAAAUUAUAAUAAUUGCAAGAUUGCAAGGAUAUUAAAUACAAAAUAAAAUAACUAUCAAAAUACAUAAUGUCACAGCCAUCAAUUGCUUCAUUUUUUAAUACGCGUAAGCGAGUCGCUACGGAUGAAGUGACUGCUAUUAAAAGUCGGCGACUAACAGAUGACAAUGCAUCGGCUGUCCCUUCUCCUACUCCCACUGUAGCGGGAAUCCAAAAUGAUGACGAUAUCACCGCUAUUAAAGCAGCUGCAAUGGGUAUACGGACUCGAUCCGGACGUACGAUUAAGCGUACUGGUAUUCAACCCACAGCCGAAGUGCCGCUUAAAAAGCAGAAUAAAUUGGAACAGAUCCCAUUACAACAACAAAAACUAGUACAAUUUAUCAAAAAGGGACCAAUGUCCCCAAGGAAAAAGGCAACACCAAUUAAUGAAAUACAAAAGAAGAAUGAAGAAACACCAAGCGCUAAUACAGCCAUAAAGAUAGCAAAUGCCUUUGCGUCUAAGGACAAUGCAACAAAUGUACUACGAGGGCUCAAAACUCCAACCAAACAAAUUAUAAAAGGCUCUGGUGUUACACCUCUAAAGCACGAUGACUUGAAGGGUCUCGUACGGAAGGAAUUAAAUUUCGAUGAAGUAAAGACGAAAUUGUCGCGCAGCGCCAAAUUGCAGGAAUUAAAAGCUUCUCUAUCGCGCAUUCAAGAUCUUGAAAAGACGCGCAAAGCCCAAGAAGACCGUAAUCGUCGUUUACGUGACGGUCAAAGCGUCUCGCCAUUAAAGAAAACAACUGCCCUUGUUCAGCUUAGGGAAUUCGAUACGAUUGAAUUGGAAGUAUUGACUAGUCCGGCAAAAACAUUCAAGACCCCCACCAAAAUACCACCACCAACACCAGAUAAAAAUGAACUUAUGUCACCACGUCAUACAGAUGUGUCGAAACGCAUCCUCUUCAGCCCUGCAAAGCAGGGUUCGCCGGCAAAAGUUGUGGUGCCACCUGCUUACCAGCGUUUUAUGAACCUUGCCGAGUCAAGCAAAGCUGGCCAGUUGCCAUUGCCAUUUAAAUAUCGUAAUCUUAUAGAAGUAUUCAAGGGAGUGGACUCUGUGUGCGCUAUGUUCCACAAUCGCAAGGAAUGCAUUACGUUUAAAAAAUUGAAACCGGCCGUGCAAAGGAUGCUGCGUAAAAAUUUCACAGAAACCCAUUUGGCACAAAUUAAACAUUUGUAUCCAGAUGCAUUUAUUUUUUCUCAAAUGAAAAUGCGCAAUUAUGGUUCCGUAUCAAAGGCUGACUAUUUCCAAUUAGUUAUUUGUCCAAAUGUUGACGGCAACCCGUUGGAAAAAGUAAAGAGUCGUAUUUUAGAGGAAAAUGAUGUUGCCGAUAAUAUUUUGAAAGCGGCUCAAACAUGCGUAAUGAAUCCGCAAGUUAUGACUGAGCGUUUGCAACGUUUUACAAAUACUAUGUUACAACGCGUUUUAAAUGAACACGAAAAGUUCUUGCAAACACUUGAUCCGCCGAUCCGCAUACCUAAGUCAAAAGUGACGCGUUGGCAUCCGGAUUUCGAACUAGAAAACUGCCCAGAAAUUGAAUGCGCUCAUUUACCGCAGCCACCGAACGUGGAGAAGUAUUCUUCGGCGCGCGAUAUAUUGUCUACAGCACGUAAUCUUUUCAACUGUGCAACACCAAUGGAGCGAGCGCUAGAACGUUACGAAGCUAAGAUGGAAGCAACACGAGUGGCAGAAGAGAAUGCAAAUAAUGCCUCUAAAGUCACCUCUACGACUGACACAAAAGGCGACACACAUGAAAGUAAAGAUCGUCUGGCGACAUCUAUCAAAUCCGGAGCUCUGGCUACAGUGACCACGGAAACUUCUACAAUCAAAGUAACUCCUGCACCCGCUGAGGCUUGCCAAAACACAAUGGGCACUGGAAAUGAUGUCACUUCUAAUUUAUUGAAAGGUGUGCCUAAAUCGUUGCUAGAGAAAAUACGCGCCAAGCAAGCGGCCAAAGCGUUAGAUGCUAUGACAAGGCGACCCUCACAAGAUCAGGAAGCCACUAUGUACUCACGCCUUCCAGAGUUGGCACGUCAUCUACGUAACGUUUUCAUUACCGAGCGCAAAGGUGUGCUAAUGCUAGAAAUCGUCAUAAAAAAGAUUCAAAAUAGUUAUCGUGCUUGUUUAACGGCACAAGAAUUGGAGGCUCAUUUAAAGCUUAUGGCCAAAGUGGUACCUGCAUGGGUGUCCUUUCACGAGGUACGUAAGACAAUGUACCUUAAAAUAGCACGUGAAAUGGAAUUGAAAAAAGUUAUUGCCAAACUCGAAGAAGUAGCAAAUGAAAAGAGCAAAUAAUUUGAAAUGAAAAUAUAUUUUUUUAUAUAAUAAAAUUUUGUUACAUUUUUAAGCAGACACAAAGUUAUGUACUCUUAAUUUAUUUAAUAUUAUGAGUUUUCUAUAUAACAUAAAAUUAUGCAAAUUACUGAAAAGUUUUUGUUCAAUUUAUAAUUCAAUUUAUAUAUAUGUUUUUGUAAAUUUAUAAUUCCUCAAAGUUAAUUGUCCUAAGAGUUAUUUAAAAUUUCCAUCAUGAUUUUGUCUCUUUGUAUUGCCUCAUUAAAAAAAUAUAUUUUUAUCUUUAGAUUUAAAUCUGAAAACAAAGGAUAGUUUAAAUGUCACAAUAUUUUACUUUCAUGUAAUAAGUUCUCCAAUAUUCAUAAAAGAUUACAUAUUCUCAUAUUGCAUGGAAACAAAGUGAUGCCAAGAUUUGUGGAAACAAUAUGUAGUCACUGAAUAGUUAAUUGUAAGCAUUUUCAUUUCCCAAGUGAUACUCAUGUAACCGUUAUAUAUUCAUUACAUCACCUUACUUUUCUUUCGUAAAACUAACAUCAAUGUCUACAUUUGUUAUAAUUAAUAAAAAUUAUGUAAGUGAUUCCAAAUAAAGACUAAUAAUUAAAACUUUUAA